Molecule: messenger RNA, 1773 nt
Organism: Aureobasidium musti
Lineage: Eukaryota; Fungi; Ascomycota; Dothideomycetes; Dothideales; Saccotheciaceae
Source: the annotation of a GenBank genome assembly
AUGCAGCUCUCAGAGUAUGACCUGAUCAUCGUUGGCGCUGGCACUUCCGGCUGUGUGCUGGCAAACCGCUUGUCAGAAGACCCGAACGUGUCAGUGCUCGUCCUGGAAGCUGGAGAGAACCGCAGUGAUGACGAACGUAUCUACACGCCCGGUCUAGCAGGCGGCGUCUUGGAUGAUCCCGAGUUUGAUUGGCAAUAUGUUUCGGAGCCAUCUCCCGGCUUGAACAAUCGACCCAUGAAGCACCCUCGUGGACGCGCUAUAGGUGGCAGCAGCGCGAUUGACUCUUUGGCCAUCAUCUAUCNNCCUUCAGCUUCAGACAUCAAUAUUUGGGCGGAACUCGGAAACGACAAUUGGGAUUGGAAAACACUUGCGCCAUAUCUCCACAAGUUUCAGACUAUUGUGCCGCCGAACGAAGAUGUCAAGAAGCAACUGAACAUCAUCCACAGCGACGAAAGCAUUCGGGAAUCGGAUGGACCAAUUCAAACUGUGUUCCCAUCACGAGUCACGGCACUUCAUGAGACCUGGAUCAACACUUUCCGCGCUCUGGGCCUUGAGAACGUCAGCGAUCCAUUGACUGGACACGCCAUUGGUGGGCAUACCUCAACUUGCCAUAUCACUGGAGAUCGUCACGAGCGCAGUCACGCAGGAGUGGCAUAUCUGGAUCCCAUUCUUGAACGUCCAAACGUGACAGUACUCAAGCAUGCACUCGUUCAUAAUCUAUUGAUCGAGACAGACAGCGCGAGACCAAUUGUCUGUGGCGUUCAAUACUCGCAGGAUGGUGUUCUUCACAAGGUUCUAGCCAGGAGAGAAGUCAUACUUGCGGCUGGCACCUUCAAUACACCACAGAUCUUGGAGCUCUCGGGGAUUGGUAAUCCCAGUGUCUUUGCGGAGCACAAUAUCGACACUAUCUACGCGAAUCCAGCCGUUGGUGAAAACUUGCAAGACCACAUACGAGCGGGUCUUUCUUUCGAGGUCAAUGACGGCAUCCCGAGACGUGUCCCAGUCCCUACGAAGGAGGAACGUAGGCAGUACGAUGAGAACCGAUCUGGACCUUUGGGAGAAAACGGCGCCUACAUGUUUUCUUACACGCCGCUUACACCUUUCUUCGACUCAAAGGAGCAUGCAGAAUUGAAGAGUCUGCUUGACCACCAUCUAAUCGAUGACGGAAGUUGGUCGCCAAUCGAACGCAAGCGCAACAAUCUCAUCCGCAAUGCUAUUGAAUCCGCCAAUGAAGCAACAGCCGUAACAUUCCUUUCGCGAGCGCCGUGGAACGAUGGAGAGGAUGGCAACUUUGUCUCUUUGAACUCUAUGUUGUCUCAUCCUUUCUCCGUCGGCAGCGUCCAUAUCACCUCUGCUGAUCCUCACACGAAGCCCAAGAUUGAUUUCAACUACCACUCGCACCCGCUUGACGUGGAGAUACAUGCUCGACAUAUGCAAGUGCUAGACAGGCUGGCAAAGACAGAACCAUUGGCAUCAUACGUUGUACCUGAGGGCAGAAGACUUCCGAGAGAAUACCAAGCGGAUACGAUCGACGAUUACAAAGAGGUGGUGCGAGCCUAUGCAAAGACGAAUUAUCAUCCAUGCGGUACAUGCUCUCUGGGGACUGUGGUGGACGGUCGUUUGAACGUGAAAGGCGUACGAAAUCUCAGAAUUGUCGAUGCGAGUAUCAUGCCUAUCAUACCAAGAGGGAAUAUCAUAGCGACGGUUUAUGCAGUUGCUGAGCGUGCUGCCGAUCUCAUUAGCGAGGAUCUUGGCUUGGAUAGACAUACAUAG